AUGUUGCACGCAGAGCCGUUCGCGUCAGACGAGGAGUACCGCAGGACCUACUUUGAUGCCUGGGAAGCUGCAGAUUUAGGGUCUGCUAAAGAUGUUGAUCGCCCGCUGAUUGCACAACUCGGUGGCGACGAUCCGCACACGAUUUUACGCGCGGCUCGCAUCCUGGAGCCUCAUGUUGAUGCGAUUGACAUUAAUUUCGGCUGUCCAACAGAGGAUGCCCGCAGGGGUGGUCAUAACACGCACUCACCUCACUGUCGCCGAUACGGGGCAUACCUGCUCCGUGACCCUCAACUUGUGGCGAAGAUUGUCGGCACUGUAGCGGCUGGACUUAGACGGGUCCCCGUGACAGCGAAAAUUCGUCUUCUGCCCCAUCGCCAAGCUACCCUUGAACUGGCCAUGGCAAUUGAAGAAGCCGGGGCAGCUGCCCUUUGUGUCCAUGGGAGAACAAUUGCGCAGCGACCAAAGUACGCAGAGCGGGAUGGCUUGGGUCAAUCAAGUUUGUCACCCAGUUGGGAAGCCAUUGCGGAUGUCCGUCGUUCUGUGAACAUUCCCGUGAUCUCCAAUGGAGGCAUCGAGACGAGACUUGAAGCAGUGGCGUGCCUGCAGCAGACUGGGGCGGCGGCCGUGAUGUCAGCUGAAGCCCUGCUGGAGGACCCCGCCCUUUUCAGCGCCGACCGUGCUGGAGAAGUGCAGGCAGACCCGCAGUCUGAUAUUUCACGGAUGCUUCGACUUGGCCGGGAGUUCCUGGACUUAGCCGAGACCUUCACCUGCCCAUUGAAGUAUCCUCCCACAAAGUCCCACCUCUUCAAGAUGCUGCAUCGCAUGAUUGGUGCCGACCAGGCCACAGCUCGCCGCAAGGAGGCGCUGGUAGCAGCUCGCAAAUCUAAUUCGAAUGCCGUUUUGAUGAUCCUCAGCCUGGCCAUCUGCAGUGAGGCAAGCUACUCCGAAGACUUUGAGAUGUACUCGCAAGUGUCGCUGGAUGAGCCUGAGCAGGAGCUGUUCGUCGAUAUUGUGAUCAGCAGCGCUCGUGCCGCUCAAUGCCUUGUGCUUGACGAAGUGUCGCCUAAUAACUUCUGCUGCAAGCUCCUUGUGCCCGCGUACUAUGCAGGAGGGAUGAUCGGCAAGAGGGGUAAGAACAUGACGCAGAUCGAAAAGCUCACUCAGACAAGCAUGAGCAUGUCCGGCGUCGAUGUCUUUUUCCCAGGCACUCAAGAUCGCAUGCUGACCAUCUUUGCCACUACGAAGAGAAGCUUCGUCAAUGGCGUGGAAGCUAUUGUGAGAGAGAUGUGGAGAAUGAGCCAGCAGCCUGGACAAGCGCAGCAAAACCAUCAUUUUGUUGUCAAGCUUGUGGUUCCAAAUUCAGCUGCUGGCAAGAUCAUCGGCCGUGAUGGGAGCAACACGCGUGAGAUGAAGAGAGCCACCGGCUGCCGCAUUAGCAUUAGCCGCCGGAAUCCAGGUAUCCAGGAGCGUGUUGUCGUUCUGCUCGCAAGCAAGGAUGGGUGCCUGGUACAGGGAGCCGUAAAUGUUCUCGAGUGCAUCCAGGAUGAUCCUCAUCUUCAUGAGCACAUGGAUUUCAAAUAUGAUGUGGAGCUCCCACUUGGUUGCUGGGAUUGUGGGAAGCCGGGCCCUGCCGAGCCUGACGCCGAAUUGAUGACCUUGGAGGAGGCAAGAGUUUUGCCAAAACGAUGCAUUGUGGAGCACUUGAUGAAGGCGGCUCCCAGAGAAAUACUGGUCCGACAUCGGCUUCUGGGCGGAAUGCGGAAGAUUCUGAAAGUCAAGACCCAUGACAUGAUCCUGGCUGCUUUGGAGGAAGCUCUGCGCAGCAUUCCUGACCAGAACCAGGAUGUGGAGAGGUCAAAGCCGCAUGUCUCAGGCAUGCUCCCGGUCGGACUUCUCACAAACGAGCCAUAG
Symbiodinium pilosum is the source of this 1911-nucleotide messenger RNA. The record is from the annotation of a GenBank genome assembly. NCBI's taxonomy places the organism in Eukaryota, Dinophyceae, Suessiales, Symbiodiniaceae.